UAUCCAAGCAGUCCAAGUGUGGCAUUUAACCACCUACUCGCGCACAGUCACACCGAUUUUCAGUUUUCGAGAACACAGUUUGAAGAACUUUAUGCGGAAUUUUGGGGAUUGGAGAAUUUCGACGAGUCCAGGCAGGGAUUACUAAAGUCUCGCCUCGCCCAGCGUGCGCCAUCGAUUUCGGCGUGAAACCUCGAGCGCCGUCGCCCGGGAAUCACACACACAGACACCUAAUCGGGCACACCCCCACACAAAACGAGCAGACAGGAGGAUUUUCCGCUGGCAAUUACUCGGUUGACGGGCGGUUAACUUAACGACGGCCAUCGCCAUGACGGACCGCGAGCGAAGCAUUCACGAGAUGCUGAAGGAUGCGCCCUCGCUGAACGACAGCUGCGGAGCGGUGCACACGGGCACCGAAGGUGGCAGCCUGGUCCUUGGAAGCGCCAGCAGCCACGGCAUAGCCGGCGGAGGUGGUGGAGGUGGUGGCGGCAACGUUGGAGUUGGUGUCAGCGGCCCCUUUGGCGCCCCCAGCAGUCUGCCGCUAAGGAACCAUUCAGCACCCACCACACCCAUGUCGCCCAGUAGUCCACCAUCCGGAAACGGCAUCCUCAGCCCCACGGACAGCGGGAGCGGCAGCAUUAUACGCACUAGCGCCUCCAAGAUCGACAGUUUGAAGAACUGGAGUAUAUCGACGUACAAGUGUACGCGACAGAUAAUGCUGGAGAAGUUGGGCAAGUCGCAGCGGACCGUGGACUCGGAACUGGAGGCCCAGAUUGAGCAGUUGCGCGAGACGCAGCGCAAGUAUCUGUCCAUCUUGAGGCUAACGCGGGCCUUCAGCUCGCACUUCCAGCACGUGGUCGUCACACAGCACGCCCUGGCCGACUCCUUCGCCGAUCUGGCCCAGAAGAACCCCGAGCUGCAGAAGGAAUUCACGUGCAAUUCGGAGACGCAGCGCAAUCUUACCAAGAACGGCGAGCUGCUGCUCAAUGCGCUCAACUUCUUUAUUUCUUCGGUGAACACGCUGUGCAACAAGACGAUUGACGACACGCUGCUGACGAUACGACAGUACGAAACGGCCAGAAUCGAAUUCGAUGCCUACCGCAUGGAUUUGGAGAACACCAAGCCGGAGCUGACGCCCUCGGCCGCCGCUCUUGAGGAGACCCAGCGCAGCUAUGCGCAGCACAAGGAGCAAUACGAGAAGCUGCGCUCGGACGUGGCCGUCAAAAUGCAAUUCCUCGACGAGAAUCGCAUUAAAGUGAUGCACAAGCAACUGAUUCUGCUGCACAAUGCCAUCGCUGCCUACUUCUCGGGCAAUGCCAUGGCAUUGGAGAGCACUCUGAAGCAGUUCAACAUAAAGCUUAAGUCACCCAAUGCCGUCACUGGAUCCUGGCUGGAGCAGUAGAUCGAGUAGACGCAGUUAAUCCCUCCCACUCGCGAAGCACGUUGCAGACGGCACCUUGGAGGAGAUCGGGACACGUCGUCCACCUCCACUCACUUGCUGAACGAGCACGCUCUCUAAAAGAAAAAAAGAAAAGAUCGGUGGCAGAGAUGAUCAGUAUCCGAUGCAGUGGACAGACACACUGCAUGACGAACCAUAACAAUAUUUUCGCUAAGUUUAAGUCGAAUUCCUAAGCCGUAAGCAGAAAGUGAGAGUGGUAGCUGUAUGUUAUUUAUAUAUUUUUCCAACCGCUUUCCACUGUAUGUAACUCUAUGUACUACUCACAUUUCCACAGCUGGUACGCUGACGUUCCUUUAGCUUGUGUUUCCAAAUUUUCGUUCGAUUAUCAUCAUAUUGUUGACCUCUGCGCUUGUAUAACAUUUAUAACAAAAAGUACGCGGUGCAAUAUGAGUGUUUUAGUUAUAGAUAUUCUAGAAUGUGUGUAUAAAUCCUUUGUAAUUGACCCAAAACGAGUAAUCCAUAACGAAUCGAAACUGUUUUUGCGAGCUUGCAUAAUUUGAAAUCAUUGUUUUACUAGUCAACGUAUUAUUUACACUAAAAUGAAGUCUAUAUAUAUAUAAAAAAAUAUAUGAAUAAAAACUAUUUAAUUACACCAAA
Molecule: messenger RNA, 2053 nt
Organism: Drosophila simulans
Lineage: Eukaryota; Metazoa; Arthropoda; Insecta; Diptera; Drosophilidae
Gene: Arfip
Product: arfaptin-2
Exons: 5
Coding region: 326-1399 (357 amino acids)
Biological process (GO): intracellular protein transport; regulation of Arp2/3 complex-mediated actin nucleation
Cellular component (GO): trans-Golgi network membrane
Molecular function (GO): phospholipid binding; protein domain specific binding
Source: RefSeq, a predicted model, not a curated record